CAAAGAAGGCUCAAAGGGGACAACCCAGUGGGUGGCCUAUUAUUUUACAAAUCUAAAGCCUUGGUAUCCUGCACCCGAAAGUGCCAUGAUCCUGUCGGCCAUACCGGUAUACAAAUGUUAUCACCUAUACCAAUAGCACCACAGAACAUACAGAAGAUGAGGGACUGAGCACAAACAUUUGGUGUAGCAGUGCGUCAGAUGGUAAAAGCUGAAACUCUCCCGUCGUACCCCGAUCAGAGAGAAAUUCAGCUGGGUGAACCGCUCAGCUUCGAACUCGCUGACUUUAAGGAGCAGCGAAAAAAAAAAAAAAAA
Molecule: messenger RNA, 312 nt
Organism: Pocillopora meandrina
Lineage: Eukaryota; Metazoa; Cnidaria; Anthozoa; Scleractinia; Pocilloporidae
Source: the annotation of a GenBank genome assembly